AUGGCAAACAUAAAUGAGUUUGUGCAGUGCUCAGUGGGUAAGUUUGAUGGGCAGGGAAACUUCCAGUAUUGGGAUUCUCAGAUGGAGUUUUUCUUCAAAGUUAUGGAAUACACAGAUGUUAUGAUAAAUGGGUUCACUGACCCAGGAGAUCAAGCCACCCUUACACAGAACCAGAGAGAAGAGAUGGUGAAAAAUUGGAAGAAAGAUAGCCGGGCCUUGAUGUAUAUCUUUGUUGCAAUUGAUCCAGCAAUCUAUGAGAAGAUUGCACAUGUCUCUACAUCUAAGGAGGCAUGGGAUGUGCUAAUCAAUAGCUAUAUUGGAAGAGAUAAGGUAAAGAAGUCUGUGAUCAUAUUUCGUGAUCAAACGAAGAUUCUAGCUAAAAGAAAAGGAAGGAUCACUAUCAAGUUAAGGGAUGGGUUGUUCAAUUCCAUAUCUGAUGUCUAUUAUGUUCCAAGUUUGCGCCACAAUUUUUUGAGCCUCGAACAACUCUCAAAGAAAGGGUACGACAUUUGGCUUCUCAAUGGAGUUUGUACUAUUAGUGAUGCUAGUCAUGAACUAAUAGCUAAGAUCAUAUUAGAAAGAAACUUGAUGAUGCAAAGAGCACAUCAGGUUAUGCUUUUCACAUUGGCUCUGGUGUUAUCUCUUGGUCAUCAAAGAAGCAAUAAGUUCUGGCUCUUUCUUCUACAUAAGCAGAGUACAAUGCAACCACCUAUUGUGCUACUCAUGCAGUGUGGAUGA
Prunus armeniaca (apricot) is the source of this 738-nucleotide messenger RNA. NCBI's taxonomy places the organism in Eukaryota, Viridiplantae, Streptophyta, Magnoliopsida, Rosales, Rosaceae. The record is from the annotation of a GenBank genome assembly.